CCCACAAAUGAGGACAGCAGGUCUAAGUUAAGCAGAAUGAAGUACAAGGUCCAGUUAACCAAAAAUGUGAUGAUCUCAUAUGAAGACACAGGGUCUUAGGAGGAUAUUAUGCAUGUGAUGGCCCAUCAGUAGAUGGAGACAGGAAAUACUUUUCAAUGUACACAGUAUAACACCAAGUCAGUUAAACUUCAGGGAUAUCAAUGUGUCCAUUUAGGAAGCACAAGUGAUUGUGAAUCAGUUUCACCUGCUUUGGUGCAAAUGAAAGUGAGAAAAGGUGCAAUGGAGAGGCAAAGGCAAGACAACCCCCAAAAAAGGAAUGGUUUUACAUGUGGUGGUCACAGGCAGUUGCUCUCUCCUUAUCCUUCCUGACUGAUUCUUCUCUAGUUUUGUGUUCUGCUAGUGUCCUUGUCACUACUGGUAGCAUGAGGCCAUACCUGCAGCUCCAUCAGGUUGCAGGUAGUCCAGCUCCUCCAGGAUGGCACGUCCAGACGUGCGGUUGCAAGACGGUUUGCUGUGUCUCCCAGCACAGUCUCAAGAGCAUGGAGGAGAUACUUGGAGACCGGCCGUUUCAUGAGGAGAGCUGGACAGGGCCAUAGAAGAGCAUCAACCUGAUGCCACUGACUGUCACUCUCGUUUCCCUGACCUUAAUCCAACUAAGCACCUUUGGGACGCCACCAAGUACCGCCACAGACUGUCCAGGAGCUCACUGAUUCCCUGAUACAGGUCUGGGAGGAGAUCCCCCAGGACACCAUCAGGACUCAUCAGGAGCAUGCCCAGACAUUGUCAGGAGUGCAUACAGGGACGCGGGGUCCAUACAAACUACCGUGUCACAUUUUGAGUUGCUGUGAUAAAAUUCCCGCAAGUUGGAUCAGCCUGUGAUUUCAGUGUCUUACUUUUAUUCUUGGCAUGAUUUUGAAUCCAGCCCUCAGUGGGUUGAUGACUUUGGUUUCCAUUGACCAUUGUUAUGUUGUUUUGUUCUCAACAAAUUAUACAGUGUACAUCAAUGAAGAGUUUCAACUUGAAUAAUUCAUUCAUCAAGAUCUGAUGUGUGAUUUAAGUGUUUCCUUAAUUUUUGUGAGAAGUGCAUGUAAUAUCAGGUCCUUGUGGAAAUUAAGAAAAAGCAUGUUGACCGAUUCUGAUUAAUUUUAAAGCCGAUAUUGGCCGAUAUUAUCGUUCAUCCUUACCACUGAAUAUAUUACGUAAUCAUAUGUCUGGAAGGGGCCCAUUUUUAUGAUAAAUACUUAAAUGAAUGCAUAACUUCACUGGUAUUAAAGUCAUGUGAUGUUGUUGUGGCACUGUUACUGAAAUACUUCCUCCUCUACUUGCUCCUUGUAGCUGCACUCACAUGAGUCUUUGCUGUGUAACGUUAUUGAAAACUUCCUGUGAAGGAGUUUGUGUGCUGAGGGCUCCUGCAGAGAGUCUGCCUGCCUGUUAUUGUUUACGAUCACACUGAUGUAAAGUAGGUCAUGGGAAGAGGAAGCUCAUUCAGCUGUCGUGUAUAAACCAUCUAGGAAUAGGUGGCUUCGAGGAAAAACGUCUCUGUGGUGCUGUCGGUGAUUUUCCGUGAUCGCUGGUUGUGAACAACAGGCAGCACCUGGACUGAUGCUGUUCCUCCAGCAUCUGGACUGAACCUGAACUGACUGGCAGGCUCUUCUACUGCUGAGACUCUGUGGCUGCCAUGUCCAGGCGAAGCAGGAACAGUCGUGCAUGGCGUUAUGUCUGGGGUGGGAUACGCCGGGAUGCUGAUGCCAGGGCACUUGAAGAAUGGAGCUACGACCGUCUAGAGUACAGUGAUUCAGACUCCGAGGCAGACUUCUCAGCAGUGAUGGUCCCUCCAGUCCCCAGUGCAGUGCCUGUCACCGGAGAGUCAUACUGUGGCUGCGAUUCCCAGGCUGAGACCAACUACAACCCUCGACUGCGAGGUUUUCACCAAGUUAAAGACUGCCACUGUGGAGAGGAUGAUCAAGAGUUUGACUGGGUGUGGGAUGCUGGCUGUCGAUCAACAGCAACGUUACUGAGCUGCGACAAUCGCAAAGUGAACUUCCACUCUGAAUACAGCUGCGGCACAGCAGCGAUCCGCGGCUCUAAGGAGCUGGCUGAGGGCCAGCACUUCUGGGAGAUCAAGAUGACGUCCCCAGUGUAUGGAACAGACAUGAUGGUUGGCAUCGGUACUUCUGAUGUAAAUCUAGAUAAAUACAGACACACGUUCUGCAGUCUGCUGGGAAAAGAUGCAGAUAGCUGGGGUCUUUCUUACACUGGCUUGUUGCAUCAUGAAGGAGACAAGAUGAACUUUUCCUCUCGGUUUGGACAGGGCUCCAUCAUUGGAGUCCAUUUGGACACGUGGCAUGGCACACUCACUUUCUUCAAAAAUCGCAAGUGUAUAGGUGUUGCUGCCACAGAGCUACAAAAUAAGAGGUUUUAUCCGAUGGCGUGCUCCACAGCAGCGAAGAGCAGCAUGAAGGUGAUCAGAUCCUGCUCUGCGCCCACCUCCCUGCUGUACCUUUGCUGCGCUCGCCUUCGCCAGCUGCUGCCAGACUGUAUAGACACCCUGGAUGUGUUGCCACUGCCGCCAGGCCUUCGCCAGUUGCUCCACAACAAACUGGGUUGGGUGCUCAGUCUCAAUGGAGGCAACACAGAAGAAACCCCAGAUGGGCCAGAGCGCCCCUCACGUUUGCCUGUUCCCCCCCUGGCCGGACCGUCGUCCUCUGAGAGCGACUCAGAGGGUUGUACGUCCGACCCCGAAGCCUGUCAGAGGAAGAGAUGCCGCUGGACAUGACUGGACAGUUCGACUCCUACCUCCUGUUAAACACUGGCAGACAUUAAUGUCCUUUGGCAUCUAAUCUAGUGUUUCCUACCUGCCUCAAACUUUCCUCAACAUCAAUGUUGUCAGUAGUGAAGAAAAUAACCAGGAUCAGAGAGGUACGUAGGUGGAAAACUGUGAGGGCAAUGUUUCUGCCUGCACGCUUUUACUGUGAUCUUCUCUCAUGCCAUUCAGAUGUCUUCAUGCUCAUCAUCACAAAUUCAGUAUCCAAACCAGCUUCACUAACAAGUGAAAAGAUGUGGUGUUAUUUUGUUAGCUAGCAUAAUGCGUUGCCAUUCAUGUAUGGGGAUUAAUGAAACGGUGCAGGACUGUACAGUGUAACACUGAAGUCAAGUAUGGCCAAAUUUUGGUGGUCAUCAUGGUAUAUUUGCAGAAAGGGGAUUUAAAAAAUGAGAGACUAUAUUUUCUGUGUUUUCAACCUGUAUGCAAGUAAUGUAUAUUGUUUUAAGCCUCAAUGCUAUUAAUGUAUUCUCAAAGUGAUUUGUUACUGUUUUACUGGCAUCUGCAAUUUUCUGUUAGGUUGCAAAAGUGAAUUAGUGGGACACCAUGGUCCCAUUGAGUGCAGGAAGCAACAUGUCAUGCAUGGGUCAUAGAGUAUUCUUUAUGUCUUACUCGCAGGUUACAGCUCUAAACAAAAAAAUGUCUGGACAUAUUAAAACCUUAAAGGUAUACUAUGCAGGAAUUGUCGGCUACUGUUUGUAAACAGUACCAGCAGCGAAAGUGAAAGCCAACCACGGCUUUGUCCGCUUUGCGUUUGGCCUGCUGUUGGGAGAAGUUUGCACAGAGGGCAUUUUGCCAGAAAGGGAUUUGUUGGUUAAUUAACACUUUACUCCCCAAGUGAUCAUUUGUAUAUCAAUUACUCACUCCUUGUUACCUUAAAUUUGUGAUGACAUCUUUGUUUUUCUCACAGGCCUCGAUGUUGAACGAAGAAUCCAAAAAGAGAUGAUGAAUGAAAGUUAUAGGGGGCCUCGUUUAACAACAGCAAAACUGUCUCAAAUUAUCUGUUACAUACUCUCACACAACCCAUACACUGUAAUCCAAGUCUCACUCAUCCAGUUGUAUGCUUCUCAAACAGACAGCCCUUUCUGAUGGGGAACUGAAAGUUAUACUUAUCUAUGUUCUCUUCAAAGCCAGACUCCAUUUUCAAAACCAGUACUUUUACCUUGCUGAACAUGAGAGCUGCUGGUCUACAACUGCCUCAAUCUGUUAGUUUGUGUUAUUGUGUGACUGUAACCUUUAAACCUUUAAAAAGGGUGUUUUGAUAUAGUUUUGUUGUUAAUUUUAGCUUUUACUCCAAUUCUUUGAGAAUUUUCCAAGUUUUUGGAUUCUUCAUUCACCGUGAAAGCGUGAGAAAAACAAAGUCUUCUUCAUGUAUUAAACAUACAACAGGGUGUGUAAAUGAUACACAAAUGAUACUUUGGGACUUUGAACUUUUUCUUUAAGGUUAGGAAAAAAUCGUGGUAUGGGUCAAAAUAAUUAGAUUUCUGCCAGAAAUGGAUUUCUCCAAUGUGUUUGGCCUUGCUAUGCCUUUGGUUUCUGUUUUUUUCAGUACUGUGUCAGCAAUUUUUGUAGCCUCCUCUUGGAUGUGUGCUGCUUACAGUCUGGCUCCUGUAUGGUACUUUUCUUUUUUCUUUUUCUUUUUUUUUUUUAAAAGGACCCUCCUUACCUGUGUGCUUCGCUCAGGAACGUCCCAAACACAACAAAAUCAGAAGAAAAUGGUAAAAUGCAGGCCGAGAGCAGAGGCUCUUCAGACACACUUUUAGUGGGUCAUAUAUAAUGAUUGACAGGUAUUAUUCUUGUAUGAGUCUAUACAUUGUUUUGGGGGAAAUCCUGCAUAGUAUACCUUUAAGAAAUGUUAUAGGGAGGUGAAAUGAACCUGAAUGUACUUUGCAGCUUUUAGUCCUCCAAAAAUGAAAAAAAAUCCUUGUUGUCUUUCAUGGCACAGCUGUCAUCUCCAAACAACUCACACCCCUUUGAUUCCUCCUUAGAUAAUUUUUGUUUUUUGAGAAAAAGAAGUUACAAGUCAAAUAUUUGUUACAUUUAUUACCACAUCCAUCUGUCACCAGCCUUUAAAAGUAACCUGUUGAAAUAUUAUGCUACUUGUUCAUAGAAACUAUGGAGUUCCUCUUUUCUAAAAAAAAAAGAAGAUGUAAGCAGUAUACAUUGUUAUUUAGUGUAGCUCUUUUAAAUCUGAUCAUUAGACAAGUACCCAGAAGAGACUGCCGCACAUUUAAAGUAACUUUUCAUCCCUGUUACACUUUAUUGUUUUUUAGAACUUUUUAAAGAGUUAGUUUCUUUGACUGAAAAACUUUGAGAUUAUGAGCAGUUUUAAUUUUUUUUUUUUUUUGUACUGAACUGUUUAUGCAAGUGUGUUCUUUUGGUUUUCCAAUGGCCUUGUCCCAUUACUUCCUUUUACCAACUCCUCUUUACUGUAAUUCAUUUAGGACGUACUCCAUUCUAAAUCCUUUUGGUAUCAAACAGUCGGCUCCUAUUGGUGUAAAAGUUGGUUGUAAAAAGUUAUUUGUGUCUGCAUAAAAAGACACCAGCUUGAAUUUGAUGAUGUGAGGUUUUCACAGCCGAAAACAACAUUCAAUAUUGUUCUGCUUCUGUAGCAUCAUCUGUCUCUCAGCUCUCUGCUGAGUGUGUUUCUAAUAAUAAUGUUUUUUAAAACGAGUCUCAAAACACAGUUUACAAAAGACGUUAGAGAGGUUGGUUAUGUUGCAGGAUUGGUUUGCAAAUUUCUUUGAAUGUUUUGCUUGUUUUCCUAAAACAAACAUCUUACAGCCAGUUUUCAAGCCUUCAGGGGCUGAAUGGUGUCAAGAUCAGUUCAAGUAUUAAUUGAUAAUACAUGACUGAGGAGGGGGACAUUACCCCUGGGUCAGAUAUGUAAAUAACUCUUAUUUUUAGUCUCUUUGGAGUAUUAAAUUAUAACAACUUAAAAUAGUGUUUGACCAAGGUGUUGAAGUUACGCAGUCUGCCAGCUGCUGCCUCAGUCACCAGUCUGUGAUCAUGUUCACUCCUCGAGGGUCUUGGUUUAAGUAGACGUACACAAAGAUUUAAGGUACUAUGCAACACAAGCAUCUAAUGUGAUGAUGGUUUUCAGAAGGAGUGUGUUUCAGGAUGUCAUGAUGGAGGCAUUGAUACAACAGCAGUGAAGGUACUAGAGGGCCAUGAUCAUGAGUCAUGAGUAAUGUGACAUGACACACUUCAACCUGUCAGAUUCACCCCUUUAGAUUUAGUGAUUUAACCACCAAGGGUUACUUGUUGCCCAGCAGAUGUAGUUUUUUUUCUUGUCUUAAUUCACAGUACUUGUCUUCACAUUGAUGCAUCCAAGCACUUUUUCUUACUGUUGUACUGUAAAUAGGAAAAAUUCUAAGUGUUUCUUCUAUGUCAUAUUAAUAAUACUGUGUGUGAAGGCCUUUACUCGCCUUUUUCUGUAUAACUUAUCAGCAUGAUUUUCAGCUGAAAAUAAAAUGAAUGCUAAAUAUGCACAAA
This is a messenger RNA of Epinephelus moara (kelp grouper), 6316 nucleotides long. RefSeq names its product splA/ryanodine receptor domain and SOCS box containing 3a (gene spsb3a). Gene Ontology annotation, molecular function: protein binding. The record is from RefSeq and is a predicted model, not a curated record. The transcript is spliced from 7 exons. Gene Ontology annotation, cellular component: SCF ubiquitin ligase complex. NCBI's taxonomy places the organism in Eukaryota, Metazoa, Chordata, Actinopteri, Perciformes, Serranidae. Gene Ontology annotation, biological process: proteasome-mediated ubiquitin-dependent protein catabolic process. The coding region runs from base 1679 to 2776 and encodes 365 amino acids.